Sabethes cyaneus is the source of this 1422-nucleotide messenger RNA. RefSeq names its product methionine synthase reductase-like. Gene Ontology annotation, molecular function: FMN binding; flavin adenine dinucleotide binding; [methionine synthase] reductase (NADPH) activity. The coding region runs from base 67 to 1422 and encodes 451 amino acids. The transcript is spliced from 4 exons. Gene Ontology annotation, cellular component: cytosol. Lineage: Eukaryota; Metazoa; Arthropoda; Insecta; Diptera; Culicidae. The record is from RefSeq and is a predicted model, not a curated record. Gene Ontology annotation, biological process: homocysteine metabolic process.
UUUUAUCAUACGAAAUUUUGCGUAAUAUUUAAUUUUAACUAUCAUUAUUCAGCGAUUUAUCUCGUCAUGAAUCUUAUUGAGCAAUUCAAAGAUGUCACACUCAGCUUACCCAAGCUUCCGGUUCACUAUGUUGAUACAAUCCGUUCAGAGACCGGACAAGUGACUCCGGAUCACAUGCAAUGUAACGCAAAGCAGCCCUUCGGUACCGGUCCAGUUUAUAAAACACCGAUUACUGGUUAUAAAGUGUUAGCCGACGGUGAUGGAGUUAAAACAGUAUACGAAAUGUCUAUUAAGGAGCCUCCGAACAUGGAAGAAUAUUUUCCGGGUGAUACAAUUGGCAUUCUCACGCAGAAUUUAGCGUCUGACGUGGAGUUCAUGUUGGAUCGGCUGCAUCUCACAGAAAUUGCGGACUGUGUAUACGAAGUGAAAUUAGCCAAACCCGUCAAAAAGAAGAACCCUGAAAUUCCGGCCUACAUACCAAAAUUCAUUACACCAAGACGGUUGCUCAGCGAAUGUUUAGAUUUCAGAAUUAUACCGCGUAAGUUGUUCUUACAAGUAUUAUCUACUUACGCAUCUGAUCCUUGUGAAAAACGGUUGCUUGAAAUAUUAGCGUCGAAGGAUGGGGCAAAUUUCUACUGUGAAUUUAUACUAAGAAACGAAAUGACUUUGGUACAUUUGCUGAAAAUUCUAUCUUCGUGCAGGCCCUCACUCGCAGCACUGAUUGAACAUCUACCCCGUUUACAGGCCAGACCUUACUCAAUAGCAAAUUACAAUAGAGGUGGUCACAUACGUAUUGCGUUUGCUAUGUUAAACGACGGUAAGAUAGGUAUUACAACCUCGAUGCUUGAAAAUAAGUUACUUUAUGCUGGGCGGUACGACAAAUAUCUGUAUAUAUAUCUUAGACAGAUGAAACCGGUUUUCCACUAUAAAGAGGAAGAUUUAGAAAAAAAUAUCAUUAUGAUUGGGCCAGGCACUGGAGUGUCACCAUAUUUGGGCUUUCUCGAAUACCGCAAACGGGCUAAACAGCUUAACAAAAAAACAAAACUUGGCACUGCUUUAUUACUUACAAGCUGUAGAUACCGAGAACGAAACUAUAUAUUUGAAGAGGAAAUAAAACAGUACCUUCAACAGGGACUACUGGAUAAUGUCCACGAAGCAUAUUCUAAAGACACUGACAGUCGAUAUAAGUUCAUUCAGGAUAUUAUUGAGGAUAAGAAAGAGCAGUUUAUAAAAUUAUUAUUAGAAGAAAAUACAAAGUUGUACAUCUGUGGAGAGGGUAGGAGCAUGUUACCACGAAUCCAAGAUAUGAUAUCCACCUGUUUAAGCAAAAUAAAGAGCAUAUCCAAGGUGGACGCCGAUUCCCUCAUUAAAGAAUACAAAAAAACCGGCAAAUAUAUGUACUAUUCCAUGAUACGCUAUUAA